AUGGCUCAUUCCCGUCCCAAGCCCGAGGACCUUCAGAUCAUCACAAGCGAAUGGCAGGAGAGCAAGCUCCUCUUAGGCCCCGAAAGUCUCGGAGACUGGAGAGAUCUCAGGGGAAGAAGUACGACAAGGAGGUGCUCUUUGGAUAAGUCAGGCCCAAUCCCAAAGUCUGAACUCAGCAAACUCCAAGUCGAGACGGGAAUUGCAGGUCCAUCUCGAGAAGAAGGAAACAUGCCAUCACCUGAGCGAAGGCGCAGGAUGAACGCCAUGGUCGAAAACCUCAGGCUCCGAGAACAUGUCGAGGUGCCAAAGCCUAGAGUCUUUCCAGCAGAGGAUCCCGAAAUCCUCGACUCGCGACCCUCGUCACCCACCGCCUCCCGACUCAUCCUCCGACCAGGACGACAAAGAUGGGAACAAAAAAGGUUCUCCACUACCCACUCGCGGCUCAGGUCUCCUCUCGCCACCUGUCCCCGACUCCGUCGCCUGAUCCGAGUCCGGCCCGUCUCCUUGGGUUUGUUCCUGCCCAUCGAUCCUGUUCCCGUGCCGGCUCACAUCAACACUCCGGGUCCCCUUGCUCGUACCCCAACUCUUGCCCCAACAUCUCCUCCUGCUUUCUCUGCCCGCGAGCCGGCCUCUGUGCCCGCCCCUGUGGCCCCUGUGGUCCCUGACAACAAUCCCAUCGACCUAUUGGUGUUUAUGGCGAUGUUGAUGUCGGUAUCGACAACCCAGGCCCAGGCACAGAACCGACCGACCCUGCCUUCCCCGCCAUCAACGACGACGCGAGCUUGA
Neurospora hispaniola is the source of this 786-nucleotide messenger RNA. RefSeq lists its product as uncharacterized. The coding region runs from base 1 to 786 and encodes 261 amino acids. Lineage: Eukaryota; Fungi; Ascomycota; Sordariomycetes; Sordariales; Sordariaceae. The record is from RefSeq and is a predicted model, not a curated record. The transcript has 5 exons.